AGUUAGUCUUGUGGCAACAGGUAGACGGUAAACACGAUUCAAGUGAUCCGCGCGCGCGAGUAAAUCAUAGCAAAACCGGAAUUUUGGGAAGAAGAAUCGUGCAAAAGGAAGUGUUGGAAGGAUCAUCAUCAGUGCGUUCUAAUAUAGCGAAUAGCGUUGUCGUGUUGAAGGUUCUUCAUUUGCAUCAACUCGGGUCAAUUAUCGGUGGAUGGAUGUUGGCAGCAUUUAAACAGAAGGUUGCGUUCAAAGAAAGAAGAGGAAGCCCGCCAGGUGCUUGUGUUGGUGUGUACAGCGCAACGGAAUCAAGGUUCUAUCUUUUGGACCUCUGUCGAAGCGCAACGUCUCCGCGUAGUGUGUGAUUAAAAAACCUUCGCUGAGGUUCUUGGUUUUUUGCUCCUUGGCAUCCAGUGGACUGGACAUAGAGCAGCAGCAGCGGCGGCGGCAGCGGUGGAAAACGUAGAAGUGAAGACCGACCUCAAACGGGUGACUGCGACCAGUUUUUUCUUCACUCUUUGUACGAAGCGAUCGAAGGCAUAAGAGCAGGAAAAGAGAUUCUCUCCGAAUCGCAUCAAAACGGCGUGCGCGGAACGGACCACGACGACGACCAUUGGGCGCCUCUCCAGCCCAAUUAUUCCUCAGUACCGACUGGUGGCAGCUGGUGAUAAGACGUUGUUCGAUUAGUAUCGGAAGCAAUUUAAAACAAUGUCCAACAAAAAAGACAGUACCGCAUCCAAUGGGACCAAGUACGAGGCUCGUUUGUGUCACGUUGUGAAACGCGAGGACUUCGACGGUUAUGGUUUCAAUCUGCACGCGGAGAAGGGCCGGCCCGGGCAGUACAUUGGGAAGGUGGACGAUGGGUCUCCGGCGGAGGCGGCCGGCUUGCGUCAAGGUGACCGGAUCAUCGAAGUCAACGGAACCAACAUAACCAACGAGACACACAAAAAGGUGGUGGAACUGAUCAAGGGAGUACCGAACGAGACGAAGCUGCUUGUGAUCGAUCCUCGAGCUGACGCAGCAGAUUUGAAGGCAGCAAUUUCCAAAAAUAAGAACGGUGUCAACGGCGUGGAUGUUAAUGAUAACAGCAAACAGCAAUCAACGAUGGUGGACGCAGAUGAGAAGAAUAAAUUGAGCAAUGGCACGAAGGGUGAUGACAAGCAUGACGUCAACGGUGGCAGCACCAAGGAGGAAAUGAACAACAAGAAAAAUGCCGAUAUGAGUGCCAAUAAAGCGGCAACGACGACAAUGACAAAUGGCGAUGCAUCGCAGAAACCCGUUGAUCAGAUUAUCGAGGACACCAAGGCGCUGUCAGUGUCACCGGCGACACCAACCGAAUCCAAGAAGGCGAUGAAUGGCAGCAGCAGCAGCAGCACCACCACUACCAGUACCACGAACGGAAGCGCACCCAAGGAAGGUCUCAAGCUCAACCUCAAUAUGACCGCGGCCGAACUACGUGCCCAGCUGGCGGCCCGGAAGAAGUACGACCCAAAGAACGACGUGUGCGAUUUGCGCAAAAAGUACGAAAUCAUUCAGAAAAUGUGAUACGUUUGCGCGCGCGGUGAGGACGACCCUAAUUUGGUAUGCAUGCAUGCAAGACGAGCAGGAGUGAUCGAGCGCGAUCACCCUUGAUCGGUUAGUUACUUAUAUUUUAGACGGUUAGUUCGUAGUAACAUAUUAUUUUCGCAAUUACAAAUAUCAGUAUUGAUAAAGAAGAUUCUUCUGGGACUUAGAGAAGGAGUUCGAUGGAUAUGGAUCACUUGGGAAUUUACGAAACCGGCAUUCCAAGAAUAACAAUCAUAUAAGAAAUAUUUUAAAGAUCAGACCAGUUUCUUGUUUUUGCACUAGCGUUUCUACGUUAACUAGUGACCAAAUUUAACGUAUUUUAGACUAAUUUCUCAAAAAUUCUACGAGUUUGAGCAAAAUUUGAAAAUAAAAUAUUGCACACCCGUAUGCUAAGCGUCUUGAAUGAUCCAAAUCCUACGAGCCUACUAUGAUAAGAAACAACACAAUUCGCCUACUUUGAUUCCCGGAUUUUCACUGUACAGAACAUCGAUAAAAACGCAAUUCGGGUCAAGAGUAGACGACACAGACGCGCAUAUCACGUUGAAACACUUAAUGUGCUGAGCUAUGAUUGGCGUUAGCUAAUCGAAUGCGAUAUCAAGCACUAGUUUAUGCCCCGAGCAGUUGAAAACAAAGCGCGGAAGACGAUCAAAUUGCGCGGAGGUAUAAUAAAUGAAAAGCGCUCUCCUACUAAUCGAACCCCUUUUUGUCGCGCCGACGUCAUCACUGUUAUCUACGUUCUGGUGGCUUGGAAUGCGUGCGCAGUUGCGACUCAUGGUUCUUCCAAGUCUAAUUUCAUCCGUUCCGAUAAGAUGCCGGUGUCAAAACAAAAGUGAAACAACCGGUGGAAUGCUGUUCGAUUUCGAAAUUCCCGGAUGUGUGGACUUACUUUAGGAAAGGUCCCAAGUGAAAACUGUACUAUUUGAGAAAUUUUAAAUAUUAUGCUAAAGUUUUGGAAAUGCUACUCAAUGCAAAAAAGAAACAGAAAUUAAAUGCAAGCGAAUUAUUCACACUUAAGACUUAAGAACAUUUCAAAUGUUCGCAAGAAAAAGCCUGAAGUAAUUGCACUAAUGAAAAUAUGGUUCACAAAUAUGUACCAACAGUAAAUUAAUUAGCGGCAAUAGACAGAGCCGCCCUGUUUGCUGAGGCCAAACUCCCAAACCGCGCGUUAGCUUUGAACUUUGCGCGCCAGAGGAUUCGAUUCCGAGCCGAACGAAGGUCACUGCGGAAUCACAUCCCAACGAUGACGGAGACACCAAUUAGAACCAGAACAAACGAUAACAAAUGAAGCGGGCGACACGAGGAACCAUAAAAACUUGGGGACGGCCGAUUAGAACAGCAAUUAGCGGAACGGCGCGAGGACGUGAGAAAACGAAGGAAAUGUGAAAAUCACCUCAAGCAGUAAAAUAGAAAACAUACCAGCAGCAAAACAGCGACAAACAAAUAAACAUAUGACGAUAAUAAUGAUGAUAAUGUGCCAAAAUUUUCAAACAACCUCUGAAGAGCUACUACCUACCUUUUCGCCUGCUAUCUACUUCCUAUAUAAAAGCAAAAUACCUAUUACUUUCGACGAUAUCUUUGAGAUAAGCUUUUGAUUGAGAAAUUGAAGCGAAAAAUAAAAAUGAGAUAUAGCAAGGAUACGGCAACCUAUGGCGUUGUAAAACGUAGCACGUGUAAUUAAAGAUUAAAGUAUGAUAAUAUAUUUAUAGUGAACGUAAGUAUAGUAAAA
This is a messenger RNA of Armigeres subalbatus, 3286 nucleotides long. RefSeq names its product Na(+)/H(+) exchange regulatory cofactor NHE-RF1. NCBI's taxonomy places the organism in Eukaryota, Metazoa, Arthropoda, Insecta, Diptera, Culicidae. The record is from RefSeq and is a predicted model, not a curated record. Gene Ontology annotation, biological process: protein localization to plasma membrane. Gene Ontology annotation, molecular function: protein-membrane adaptor activity; protein binding. The transcript is spliced from 2 exons. Gene Ontology annotation, cellular component: apical plasma membrane. Bases 703 to 1539 code for a protein of 278 amino acids.